Messenger RNA from Linnemannia hyalina, 3882 nucleotides. The record is from the annotation of a GenBank genome assembly. NCBI's taxonomy places the organism in Eukaryota, Fungi, Mortierellomycota, Mortierellomycetes, Mortierellales, Mortierellaceae.
AUGAUUCUGCGGGUGAAUAUUACGGGCGUCCCUUCACAAGGAGCAAAGUCCCGGGUGGAGACCCAGAUCAAGCUCGGCAUCCAGCUGGUCAACCAGAACAACGAGCGCAUUGGCGCAUGGACACAUAUCAAGCUGCCGGAGUAUAUGGUCGCCAAAGAGAAGAACAAGUCUGUCAACGCCAAGAAUGUCGGCCCUGAGGUGUACGACGCAUUAAACAACGGCACAUGCCUCAGCCUCGAGGCCGCAGUCGUUUGCCAAAGCGACAAGUCCAAAAUCAUCCAGACCUGCACAGGAUGCGUCCUCCGCGAACGCAAACGAGCCCAACGCAAAAAGAACAUUGGCAAGAAGAAGGUCGGCGCUGCUGUUACCCCUGUCAUCGAAGACGACGAGCCCGAGGUCAUGGCCCUCGAACAGCGCAAAAUUCUCCUCUUCAACUGCACAGAAAUCGCCGAAUUCACAUCCGGCGAACUCACCCUCCCUACUCGCAUCACCUGCUACUGCCGGCAUCACGGCGAGAAGCAGGGUUUCUGCAUCCAGUUUGUCCUCCGCGACUACGCCAACAAUGUCAUCGCCGUUGGCAUCUCUCCCCCCAUCAUGAUCACCGACGAUCACAAGGCAUCCAAGGUCAAGAAGCCCGAGGCCGGUGCCGUCCCAACCAAGAAAUCUUCCACCAAAAAGUCAGCCGGCGCCACCAACCAACUCGUCACCCUCACACCCCCAAGCUCACCAUUGUCUCCUGGUGAUGAAGUUGAGAGUGAGGUUGACAUGGGUACUCCUGAGGACGAUGAUGAUGAGGAGGAAGAGUCUGAAGAAUCCGAAAUGGACUCCGCUUCGUCCAAUGCCUCGCCCUCCCCUCUCCAGGUCUCAAUGGACAUUGGCCACUAUGACCCCAACAACCUCUCCAUUGUCGACAUGAUCUCGCAAUUCUCCCACGGCGACGAUGCCCGCCAGGUUCCCUCGCCUUCAUCGCCUGUCUCUCCCUCUGAUCGUGUGUCAAUGGCCUGUCAGACAACGCCUUCACCCGAGUACCCUCCUGGGUCCUUUGAGGGGCAGCAGCAGCAGUUCCAUUCUAUGAACAGCUACAUCUACGCCACCAACAAUGAUAGAAUGGUCCCCGAGCAACUUGUUGAUAUCCCUAUCUCCCUCGCAGCCGCUACCAUGUCGCCUAUGGAGCAAUCUAGACAGCAUGUCCAGCUCCAUCAGGAACAGGAGCGUCAACAACAACAACAUCAACAACAGCAGCUUCAACAACAGCAUUUGCAGUUCCAGCAACUUCAACAGCAGGCUCUUUUCCCCGAGGCAUUCAACGGCUCAGCAACUGUCACUUCUACACCCGUCACCCGCCGCACAAGCACCUCUGGAGGCGUUGGGCCGAUCAAGCGCAAGCGACCAACAGGUGCUGCUAAUCCCUUGGCCUCAUCCGCUGCCCAACCCGCCACAACUGCAGCCAUUGCCUCUCCCAUCAACCCUCUCGUCACCAACCCCGCCUUGGUCUCGUCAUCACCUCUACCCUCAAUUCUCGGACUUACAUCCAGCCUUGCGAUGGUCCCUCCUGGCUUUAUUGUCCCGAGGAUGUCGCGCUUGAUCCCUAACCAAGGACCUUGCUUCGGAGGCAUCGAGAUUACAGUAUUGGGCGCCAACUUUUAUGCAGGACUCACAGCCAUGUUUGAUUCGACCCCAGCACUCCCCACUCAGUUCUGGUCGCCCAAUACUUUGAUCUGCAUUCUGCCACCCAGAAUUCAGCCAGGAACAACGGUUGUCACAUUUAAGGAGCAUCCUUCGAUCACCUUGCCCCAGGCCGGAGACAUGAAUGAGAUGAUGCUGUUCACAUAUGUCGAUGAGAGCGACAAGGCACUGAUGGAGCUUGCUCUUCAGGUUGUCGGGCUGAAGAUGACUGGUCGCUUGGAAGAUGCCAGGAACAUUGCCCUGCGCAUCGUCGGAAGUCAGGUCGCUAACGGCCAACAGCAGCAGGGACAGCAGCAGCAGGGACAGCAACAACAAGGCCAACAACACCAAAACACACUCGACUACAGCACUCUUGUCAGGGAUUUGAUCUUGUCGUUUGGCGAUAUGGAGACCGAUGCCGAGUUCCAAGCUGGUCUUGAGGACAGGAUCUUGACUCUUCUCACCGUCCUUUCGGAGCUCCCCCCCAACGGACACAACGUUAUCAACCUUGCCAGACGCGACACUGGACAUCGCCUUCUUCAUCUUGGAGCCAUGAAGGGAUUCGAACGUUUGGUGGAUGCCCUUGCUGAUAUGCCUGAUAUUGAGGUCGACGCAUUGGACAUGAACGGAUACAGCGCACUCCACUAUGCCUGCUGGAGAGGUCAGGCAGGAAGUGCCAAGGUCUUGAUCAACAAGGGUGCUGAUGUGAUGUUGCGAAGCGUUCACGGCGUUGGAUGUGUUGACUUGGCUGGAUUGCACGAGGGGGCUGCUAAGAUUGACUUGACCCAGGCUUUGAGAACUAGCAACAGCUGGGUCGAUGCAGGAGCCCAGGAGGACGCCGGCUACGAGUCCGCACAGGAGGCCGAGGGCGAGUCGGACGUCGACGAGGAACUUCUGGCCUUGGGCGACGUUGAGGAUGGUGAAGACAGUGGUGUCUGGCUGGAGCACUUUGCGACUGAGAGCGAUGCACUGGAGGAGGAAGACGAGAGCGAGGAUUCGUUUGAUGAGAAUAGCUUUGUUGGUUCAGAGAUUGAGGACAUUGCCUGGCUGGAUCGCGGCGAAUGGAUUGGGGAGGAGUCGUCGGACGAGUCCAGUCUCUGGGAUGGAGAGGAACAGGAGGAGGAUGUUCAGGAGACUGUUGUGCUCAACAAGUCGGAGAAUGCGGAGAUUUUCCAGGCUCCCUCUUCCCCCAGCCUGAUCCCCAUGGCGGCUGCCAUUCCACAGGACCCCAAGGAUGCCCAGGCCAACGAGAUGGCUACCAACUGGCUUCAGAAAACCUUGACACAGAUCCAGUCUUCCUCGCCCGCGUUCGACUUCGAGUUCUUGAAGUCCCUGAACCACAUCUUGCCCGAGAAGGGAGCCUUCCUGAUGAACAUGCCCAGCAUGCCCACGUCGAUCCAGGCUUUCAACGCCAACAUUGGAACUUACAUGCCCUACAACUUUAGCGGUAAGGCCGAGGUUCCCGCCUCUGAUGCCAACGCCGAGCAGGUGUCCGAGAAGCAACCCUUCCGUCAUCAACGUAAUGGAUCCAUUGGUCACGAGAUGUUGGAUGAGCAGGCUAUUUCGCACGAGCUCUGGAACCUCCACUCUGGCGCUGACCGUACCAUGAACAGCGCCAACAUUCCUCUUGCCGUCCCUGUCCCUGAGGAGGCCCCCAGUCGCUACUUGAACGUCUACCACGAGCCCUUCUCGUCGACGUCGGUCUUGCAGCAGCCCGUCAACAGCUAUGCUAUGCCUGCCCAGGAUUCCACCUACAAUCCCCUGACCUUGUCGACCGCCCCCGGUCCUCACGGAGCAGCCACCAAUGGCGGCGUUACUGUCACGUCUCCCCUCAGUAAGGUCAGACGAUUUUACCCACCAAUGGGAUCCGAGCCCCAACAACAGCCAGCUCCUGCAUCAGAUGUGGGCGAGUCGUCCGUCGUCCGUGGUGGUCGCAGGAUCAUCACCGAGAUUGUCAACAAUGGCGCCGUUGUCGGAGGAGCCGCUGUUGCUGAGCGUGCAGUCGGAGCUGUAGGUGAGAACAGACACAUCCAGGAACUGAGGGCGAGAUACCACCAAAAGAUGAAGAGACUGAAGAAGGACAAGAUGCUGUUCUUGUUCUGGGUGCCCGUCCUGCUGGUCAUGCUCGCGUUGACGGUCAUUCGUAUUGCGUCGACGUUUGAUAUUGCCCGCCAGUGGACUGGUGGACUCUUGAACCUUGCCGGUAUUCAAGUUUAA